AUGUCGACGCAAUUUGAAGUUGAGUUUUCUCUCGAGCAAUGGGAAGAAAAAUUGGAGAAGUUCCAUUCCAUGGAGAAGGAAAGUACGUCGAGCUUGAUGGAAUACGCGGCUAAAAACGAAGAAAAGUAUCUCAAUUGUCAAUAUGACGAAAUCAUGGCGCAAAUAAAAGCUUGUGGGAAGAUCAAUGAUCAACUGAUUCACGCAGGUCAUGAACUAGACCCCGUUGAUCAUCUCUGGAAGUAUUUGAAAAGAUACGAAAAAAUAGCGGAGGAAACUUAUCACUACGUCGGAUACAUGCGUGCAUCGAUUUCUGGGAAAAUUUCUGCUUCGGGCGAAUCUCAGCCGCAGCAUGAUGAUGAAGAAGACGAUGAUACGCCGCGUAAAAUCAUGCUGAUGGAAAAUUGUCUUCGUGACUUCGAAUCCAAGUUGGAGCGAGGUUCUAAUCGACGAAACUCCUCGAAUCGGAAAAUGCCGCUCAAUGUUCCUGUUGCACCCGAACCCGAGGUUGCCAUCGAAAAUGCUCCUUGCAAUGAUUUUCUCGCCUUUCAGGAUAUUUUGAGGAAGAUGCGAAUUGUUGACGACAAGAUAGUAUAUGCUUUGAACUCGACGAUUCCUACGGAGUCCUUCAGAGGUUCUGUUGAUGCUGGUGAGAGAUGUCGUCAGUUGUAUCAUCAGUUGAAAGUUACGUUAGAUAGAAGAGAGCAUGCCUUAAAAAGAUGUGCCAAUGAGAUGAGCGAUUCCGUUUCUGAAUUAGUGAGACAGAAGGAAUCUUCACCUGGCGAUUUGAAUGUUCUGAAAUCGUUGGGCAAGCAGCAAAAUUCGUUACGUCUGAUCCGCUCGGAACUCUACGUCGAGGAUAUCCUCAGAGAUCGGACAUUCAAAGUGUUCUUCGACAAAUGUCGCCAUUUUUACACGCCCGAUGAUGCUCAGAAGUGAUGAAAAGAUAAAUUAUUUGCUCCUUGUUGUGGUGUCGUUCGCACACCGAGAUAGGUCUGUGGUCCUGGGAUUGUUAGAAGAAAUGUCUAGGGAUCAAUUUGGUUUAUUUGUCAUCCGGUCUCAGUGAGUGGUUGAUAAUGAACUUUCGAGAUGAUGGAAAUCUAUUGUGAG
This is a messenger RNA of Notodromas monacha, 1107 nucleotides long. The record is from the annotation of a GenBank genome assembly. Lineage: Eukaryota; Metazoa; Arthropoda; Ostracoda; Podocopida; Cyprididae.